Messenger RNA from Fusarium proliferatum ET1, 1158 nucleotides. RefSeq lists its product as uncharacterized. The record is from RefSeq and is a predicted model, not a curated record. The coding region runs from base 1 to 1158 and encodes 385 amino acids. The transcript has 9 exons. NCBI's taxonomy places the organism in Eukaryota, Fungi, Ascomycota, Sordariomycetes, Hypocreales, Nectriaceae.
AUGCAGGUGUUCACCACCAAGAUGGAGUCGAGAAGAACUGUCAUGCUUCCGGACAUGUUUAAAGGUUUCGUGGUCGAGACUCCGCCCAUGAAUCCCAACUAUGAAACAGUCAAGCCCAUAUCCGAGAGGUGGCUUUCAGAGAAAUGUUUCUUCUCGCCUCGAAUGAAGAAGAGGGUCGAGUUCUGCGACUUUGCCAUCUUUAUAUCUAUCGCUGCUCCUGAUGCUCCAUUCGAGAAGCUCAAAACGAUGUGCGAUUGGGGGAACUGGGUAUUUCCUUUCGAUGAUAUGUUUGAUGAAGGAUCAUUGAAGUCUGAUCCGAAAAGGUCGCAAGUCGUCAUUGAUAGUCUCAUGGCAGAUAUGCUAGACCAGACUUAUACCAGAACAAAGAGCGCUGUAGUCCAGGCGCAUGAUGACAUUUUCCGAAGAGUGUCGAAGGGCUCAACUGUUGGUGCCCGUAGAAGAUUUGCUCUCGCAAUGAAGCAAUACACUGAUGGAGUAGUCCAUCAUGUGAAGCAAUUCUCUACAAAUAGCAUUCCUAGUAUCCAGGAGAUGCUUGAUACAAGGCGGCUUUCAUCGGGAGUGACGCCUCUAUACCAUCUGAUCGAGUAUGCCCAUGAUAUCGAGUUGCCAGAUGAGGUAUUCGAAAACCCCGUUAUCCAGAAGCUAGAACUUUUGGGUGCAGACUUUGUCUUGCUGUCGAAUGACAUUUUAUCUUACCGGAAGGAAGAAAACGACGACUGUCCGUUUAGCAUGGUCGCAGCCUGUCGAAUGACGGGCCAGUCUCCACAAGAGGCAUUCAAUACAGUCGGGAACCUUCUUGAGGAAAGAUACCAAGAUUGGCAGAGUGCAAUUGAGCAGCUGCCAAGUUGGGGACCCGAGAUUGACAUGAAUGUCGCUCGCUAUAUCCAAGGCAUUCAAAACGUGGUGCAAGCCAACAUCACGUGGAGCUUCCGAUCGGGGAGAUAUUUUGGGAAGCAAGCGCCCGAAAUCCGACGGACGAGAAUGAUUGAUGUCAUGGUCAAUCCGCCAUUUUUACAGGCAAGACAGCGUCGGUCUGGUGGGUCAAAACUGGUCAUUGGAUCGUUAUUCAGACGAUUAUUCGGGUCGUUUAUCAUUUGUUUCAUGUUUGCUUUUUAUUUUACCAUUUUGAAGGGUUGA